AUGGGGUCCAUUAAGGAGCUCUGGGUUCAGUCGGACCCAGUCCAGAGAGUUAGUUCCUGUAUUCUUGUUUCCAUCCUUCUGUUUUGCUCUUUCCCAGGUGGAGGCAGCGGCAUCGGACGCGCCGUGUCUCAGCGUUUGGCCUCUGAAGGCGCCUCAGUGGUGGUCGCUGACAUCAGCGAGGAGUCAGCCAAUGAGACGCUGGGAAGCCUCCAGAAUGCCGUCAGAGGUCAGAGUCACAUGGCGGCAGCGGUGGACGUGUCGUCCAAGGAGAGCGUGACGAAGCUGGUGACGAGUAUCCAGACUCGUUACUUUCAGCCUCCCUCUGUGUGCGUGAAUGCUGCAGGCAUCACUCAGGACGACUUCCUGCUCAACAUGGAUGAGGAGCAGUUUGACAGAGUCAUCCGGGUCAACCUGAAGGGUUCGUUUCUGGUGACUCAGGCUGUGGCUCAGGCUCUGGUGGCCUGUGGAGCUCCUAAAGGAUCCAUCAUCACUCUGGGCAGCAUCGUAGGAAAGGUGGGAAACCUCGGCCAGGCGAACUACGCUGCAUCUAAAGCUGGAGUUGAAGGUUUGACCAGAACAGCUGCUAAGGAGUUUGGCAGGUUUGGGAUUCGCUGUAACUGCGUCCUGCCUGGUUUCAUAUCCACUCCGAUGACAGAUAAAGUACCAGAGAAGGUUCUGGACAAGAUGAAGUCUCUGGUUCCUCUGGGUCGAAUGGGUGAAGCUGCAGAGGUCGCUGAUGUUUGUGCCUUUCUGGCUUCAGAUGAUUCUCGCUACAUAACAGGAGCCAGCAUCGAAGUUACAGGUGGACUUUUUAUCGGUUAAAGAAAACAACCUGUUGAUGAACCCAAACAACCACAGCACUUAAUUAAUUAACAUGUAAAGUUUAGUUAAUAUUUGUAAUUAUGAAGCUUCUUUUGUACCAAUAAACAACUGAAUGUCAGA
Molecule: messenger RNA, 942 nt
Organism: Cyprinodon variegatus (sheepshead minnow)
Lineage: Eukaryota; Metazoa; Chordata; Actinopteri; Cyprinodontiformes; Cyprinodontidae
Gene: hsd17b8
Product: hydroxysteroid (17-beta) dehydrogenase 8
Exons: 9
Coding region: 1-822 (273 amino acids)
Molecular function (GO): oxidoreductase activity, acting on the CH-OH group of donors, NAD or NADP as acceptor
Source: RefSeq, a predicted model, not a curated record